GGGUUUCAUGGUGAGCUUCUACAACCAAGAACAUUGAGCUGUAUGCUGACUUGCCCCGGAACUCUGAACUUGUCCGAUUCUUAAGCCUUGAAUUCUACAACAACGAACUAAGCACAGCACCAGGCAGGGACUCGCCAUUGCCACUUGGAUUUCGUCAAGCUCUGCUGCAGAGUCUCUCACACAGGAAGUGGUCCAAACCUGAGCCAACCACACUAGGAGAGAAAAUUCGCCUAUGUUACCUCGAGGUCCGUCCUGAAGCAUUGGAGUCCAACGAGAGGAGAUCGAUCGUGAUGCUUGACUAUGUUGAAGUCUUCUUCGCUUCCGUCUUUCCGGCGCUGCAAGAGCACUUCCGCGAACGCACGUCAAAAGAGCUGAUCGUGAUCGUGGCUUAUGCUUAUGCGAGAACAAAGUAUACUGAGUGUAUGCAUGGCCUGCAGGAGGAGCAAGGUUUGGACAACGACUGGUAUCCACGCAUUAUCUCCGUCGAUGGAUCAAAGGGCCAUACCGCUGCAAUGGCUUUCUUUGAUGGCUCAAUGGAGCACGGAGAUCGAAUGGGCUUCCUGAAGGAUCCCAAGCGCUGCAAUGUGGCAAUGACGCGAGCGACAGAGGUAUUCUGGAUGAUCGGCGGCCCACUGCUUCGCAAAAACUACGAGGACGAUGAGGAGGCUCCCUUCUACAAAUUGAGACAGCAACUUGCGGCUACCGGCCAGGUCAUCGACUUCCCCACGCCUAAGUUGAGGACAAUCGACCUCCUCAAGGCAAAAGCUAAGGCUCGUGAUGGAGAGCCUGCGCAACGUCGCGAUGUCGCGCUGCGUCCCAAACAGCCGGCAUUUCGUCGUUGAGGCUGCAAAACACGCUGAACUUUACACGUGCUUGCAUAGCCUCGCAAGUCCGCAAGGACGCUCCCUGGUUCCGCAGGGUGUGCGUCUCGAAGCGAAUGCAUGCGAAGACGAGUACAAUUUGUGUCUGGAGCAAAGGGUCGGGCUGCAGGUGAUCGAUAGAAGAUCUGGUGGAAGAGCAAGAGACAUGAAAUUUUGUGAGCGACAAUGGCUGCGAUAACAUAAGAGGCGCAUGAUGGCUGAAAAUUGUGCAAGCAAACAGAAGAUGACGAGGGAAGCGUGUUUCACACGAUGGCGAGCAACGCCGCCAACAUUGUACAUCACAAAUUGCAGAGCCAUAAGUAGAACAAUUCAUUCGUUCUACUCUGUAAGACAGGAUCGAGUGGUCUCUGC
Messenger RNA from Cercospora beticola, 1232 nucleotides. RefSeq lists its product as uncharacterized. NCBI's taxonomy places the organism in Eukaryota, Fungi, Ascomycota, Dothideomycetes, Mycosphaerellales, Mycosphaerellaceae. The record is from RefSeq and is a predicted model, not a curated record.